Coccinella septempunctata (seven-spotted ladybird) is the source of this 1323-nucleotide messenger RNA. RefSeq lists its product as uncharacterized. The transcript has 2 exons. The coding region runs from base 6 to 995 and encodes 329 amino acids. The record is from RefSeq and is a predicted model, not a curated record. NCBI's taxonomy places the organism in Eukaryota, Metazoa, Arthropoda, Insecta, Coleoptera, Coccinellidae.
CUGAGAUGGUGAUGGACGCUGUGAUAAGAUUUGUCCUUUGUGGAUUGAAUUUCCUGGUACCUUUUAUACAUGUUUAUGUUGAUGACAUCAUUAUGUGUAUUCCACGUGACAAAGUUGAUGAGACACUGAACUUGUUUAAUAGUUUUCAUGACAGGUUGAAGUUCACGUUUGAGUUGGAAGUUGAUAAUAGGAUUCCGUUUUUAGAUGUCUGGUUGAUCCGUCAUAAUAAUAGAAUAAUAACCGAUCUAUACUCGAAACCUACUUCAUCGGGCAGGUUGAUGAACUACCAGUCGAUGCAUCCCAGGUCGCAGAAGACUGCCAUCGUUAAGUCCAUUAAGCAUAGAAUUUUGAAUUUGAGUGACCCUUCUUUCCAUGAAAAAAAUUUCAAAUCUCAAUCAAACAUAUUACAACAAAAUGGAUAUCCAAGGAGAUUGGUUAAUAGAAUAUUUUUUUCUUCUUCGAACAGCACUGUGACCCAAGUGAAUGGUGCAUCGUCUUCCUCUGUCCCAACUUGGUCCAGACUUUUGUACAUACCAGGGCUCUAUCAAGAUCUAGUGAGGGUCAUGCGUCCGUACUGUUCUAAUAUUUCACCCUACUGCUAUAACACUCUGAACAGAAUUUUUACCAAAUUAAAAGACCCUGUUAUUAAAGAGAAAAAGUCAGGUUUGAUCUACAAGAUAAAUUGUGGUGAUUGUGAUAAAGUCUAUGUUGGACAGACGACACAAUAUUUAAAAAGCAGGGUGGAUCAACAUAGGAGGGAUUGUUUGCGAUCAAAAGAGUCGACAGCAUUAUCAGCACACGCUCGAAUGUGUGAACAUAAUUUUGAUUUUGAUAAUGUUGAAAUAUUAGAUUUCGAGAAGAAUUGGUUCAGAAGGAAUUUUAAAGAAAUGCUUUAUAUAAAGAGAACUCCUAACACGGUGAAUUAUAGGACUGAUUUGGGUGGACUGAAUUCUACAUAUUUGAAUUUAAUAAAUAGAAUAAGAACAAGACCGUAGACAUAUUGUUUUUUAGAUUAUGUGUAAUGUAUAUUAGACCGACCUGUCCAUUUUAAUAUGUCAUCUUGAUAAGAUUGUUGAUUGUUAGACUGAUUCGGAUUAUACAAUUGAGUGAUUUCUUUCAAUCGCGCCACAUCGUUUGGUUGUUGAUGCUCUAUCCCGAUUUGUCUUUUAACUCUUCAUGACUUUGUUUUUUCUGACAAUGAAUUUUUUAAAUUAAAUUGUUGAUGAUUUGUUCUGAAGCUUGAUAAAGGCUACAUAUUAGCCGAAACGUUGCUGAUUGAACAAUAAACUGCAUAUAUGUUCCUAUGACCGUCAUUUGCCACCC